Messenger RNA from Linum tenue, 1875 nucleotides. Lineage: Eukaryota; Viridiplantae; Streptophyta; Magnoliopsida; Malpighiales; Linaceae. The record is from the annotation of a GenBank genome assembly.
AUGGGGAAUCUCUCCUCGUCUUUGCAGUAUUUUGAUGCAUCUAACUGCAAGAUACUAGGCAACAUUCCAGGUGAAAUAGGAAACUUGAGCAACAUCUUCGCAAUCGAUCUUACAUCCAAUCGAUUGACGGGGUUCAUUCCAUGGGAAAUACAUAAAUCGAAGAAGCUUCAAUACUUGGGCCUUUAUCAGAAUAAGUUACAUGGAGUCAUUCCGAAUCAACUCUGUGAGUUACCAUCAUUGUUUACUUUAGAUUUGGAGGACAAUAAUUUCUCUGGACGAAUCCCAGAAUGCUUCCCCAAUGUGACUUCCUUAAGAGAACUUUACUUGGGAUUCAAUAUGUUAAGCUCUGUGGUACCUUCAUCAUUUUGGGAUCUCACCUACUUGUUGCACUUCAGUCUAGCCAGAAACAAUCUGAUCGGUUCUAUAUCUCCACAACUUGGAAACUUCAAGGACUUGAUCAUUAUGGAUUUAUCAGGAAAUCAGUUAUCAGGUGACAUUCCAGCAAGUAUCGGAGGCCUUACAAACAUACAAAAUCUGUCUCUUGCACUGAAUAAUUUCCAAGGUCCCAUUCCUGAAGCCAUUGGGAACUUGGUCAGCCUCGAGUUCUUGGAUUUGUCAGCUAAUAAUCUCACUAGUAUCAUCCCCAAAACAAUGGAGUCAUUGAGGUAUCUGAAACAACUCAAUGUCUCUCAAAAUGGGUUAUGGGGAGAAAUUCCAAAUGGCGGGCCUUUUGCAAAUAUGUCUUCCGAAUCAUUUUUGUUGAAUCCUGGCCUAUGUGGCUUACCCAAAUUUGGAGUGCAACAAUGCACACAAGGACACAACAAGCACUUUGACAAGUUACUAAUUGCAGUUGUGGUUUCGAUCGUCUUGUCACUAGCAAUUGUUGCUUUCACUUUGACAGUAAUGAUACGCCGCCGAAAAAGGAGCUCGGAAGAGGUGAAGGAAGAAUUAUUGGCUUCAGUAACAUGGAGAAGAAUCUCCUUGCUCGAGCUUCAACGAGCUACUAAUGGAUUUGACGACUGUAACUUAUUGGGAAAGGGAAGCUUUGGUCGUGUGUACAAAGGUGUUCUAGCUGAUGACACCAAUGUAGCGAUAAAGGUGUUUGAUGAAUUGGAAGGAGAAGCUGAUGAUGAUGAUGAUGAUGAUGACAUAUUUGGUAAUGAUACUGAAUGUGAAGUUUUACGAAAUCUCCGCCACAGAAAUCUCAUUAAAAUUAUCAGCACUUGUUACACGACUGGUUUCAAAGCAUUGGUAUUGGAGUUCAUGCCUAACGGGAGCUUGCAUAAGUGGCUAUAUUCGCACAACUACUUUCUCGACAUUUUUAAGAGGUUUGACAUUUUGAUCGAUGUUGCAUCGGCUCUUGAAUAUCUACAUCAAGGUUAUUCCAUUCCAGUUGUUCAUUGUGAUUUGAAGCCAAGUAAUGUAUUGUUGGAUGGAGAUCUCGUUGCUCAUAUAGCUGAUUUCGGCAUUUCCAAGUUCCUUGGAAGCGGGGAUUCCAUGACACGAACGUUGACCCUUGCUACAAUUGGAUACAUGGCACCAGAGUUUGGCAUGGAGGGAAUAGUGUCAACAAAGAGCGAUGUGUACAGUUUUGGAAUUCUUGUGAUGGAAGUGUUCACUAGAAGAAACCCGACAGAAGAAUCAUUUCAAGAGGGGAUGAGCAUGAAGCAAUGGGUUACGACAUUAGUGCCCGAGGGAGUCACGAAGUAUGCUGAUGCAAAUCUAAUGAAUUGCAACAAUAUGGCCCACAAAUGCAAUGACGGGCGAAACCCUGGCAUCCCACCUCUAGCCGAUCAGCUUCUAGAACUCUGCGACUUCUUGUUAGGAGAGAGUGCGAGCGAGUUUGCUGAAGCUGAAGCUGGGGUGGGAAUGUAG